Messenger RNA from Brassica napus (rape), 483 nucleotides. RefSeq names its product glutathione S-transferase T3-like. The coding region runs from base 1 to 483 and encodes 160 amino acids. NCBI's taxonomy places the organism in Eukaryota, Viridiplantae, Streptophyta, Magnoliopsida, Brassicales, Brassicaceae. The record is from RefSeq and is a predicted model, not a curated record. The transcript has a single exon.
AUGGAUUAUAAUCCAUAUAGGAGUGGGUCAAAUUUUGUAGAGCGUAGAGAACACAGGAAAUGGACUCCUACAGAUGAUAUUGUGCUAAUCGGCUCAUGGCUAAACAUGAGCAAAGAUCCUGUUGUAGCAAAUGAGCAAAGAUCAGGUGCAUUCUGGAAAAGAAUUGCAGCCUACUUUGCGGCAAACCAGAAGGUUACAGAGUGCGAACGGAGAGAGCCGAUGCACUGUAAGCAACAGUGGCAGAAGAUCAAUGACCUCAUGUGCAAGUUAUGUGGCUCGUAUGAAGCUGCAACCAGGGAGAAGACCAGCGGACAAAAUGAGACUGAUGUUCUCAAAAAAGCGCAUGAGAUCUUCUACAACACUCAUAAGAAGAAGUUCAACCUUGAGCAUGCGUGGAUGGAGCUGCGCAAUGACCAGAAAUGGUGUGAUCUUCCAAGCUCAAACACUACAGGAAAUAUGAGUUUUAAUAGCAGUAGAAGAUAG